AUGCCGCAGCAACUCCUAGAAGAAUCUGCGUUCAAGAAUUUCAUCAAACCCGACAGCUUGCGACUCGUCCACUUCUACGCGUCUUGGGCCCCACAAUGCCAGGAGCUGAAUACAGCGUUGGAUGAUCUAAAGGCCGAGCUGAAAGCCCCGUUCGAGGCCGCCUAUGUAGAUGCCGAAGGGCUGCCGCAGAUUUCACUGGCCUACAAAGUGACCGCAGCGCCGACGGUGAUAUUUUACAAGGCAGGAAAAGAAGUCUCACGGGUGAACGGCUACCAAGUGCGACAGAUUCGCGAGGCUAUCGUUGAGCAAGGAACCGGCGCACCUGCAACAGCUGCCCCCGCGCAACAAGAGAACCUUGACGAUCGGCUGAAGCGUCUCAUCAAUUCGCACAAAUUGAUGCUCUUCAUGAAAGGGAAUGCCGAGAAGCCACAAUGCGGAUUCAGCCGCCGCACUAUCGAGUUGCUGAACAAUGUCAACGCCGACUUUGGCACCUUCGAUAUUCUGCAAGACAACAGCGUGCGCGAGGGCCUGAAGACGUUCAGCAACUGGCCGACUUACCCGCAAAUCUACCUCAAUGGCGAAUUACUCGGCGGGCUCGAUGUGUUUGCCGAGGAACUGAAAGACGAAGAAUUCGUAAAAUCAUUGCCGCGAAAAGAGUUGCUGAACGAUCGCCUGAAGCGCCUAAUUACGACCAGCCGGCUAAUGCUAUUCAUGAAGGGAAAUCCACAGCAGCCAAAAUGUGGAUUUAGCCGUCAGACCGUCGAGAUGCUAAACGGAAUCAGCGCCGACUACAAGACGUUUGACAUCCUGAGCGACGAAACCGUGCGACAGGGCCUCAAGGAGUACAGCGAUUGGCCGACGUUCCCUCAAAUCUACUUGGACGGCGAACUAAUUGGCGGGCUCGACAUUUUGCGAGAUGAACUGAAGGACGAGGAGUUUUUGGCGAAGAUCCCGAAGCGAACC
Molecule: messenger RNA, 963 nt
Organism: Mesorhabditis spiculigera
Lineage: Eukaryota; Metazoa; Nematoda; Chromadorea; Rhabditida; Rhabditidae
Source: the annotation of a GenBank genome assembly